Mya arenaria is the source of this 1306-nucleotide messenger RNA. Its product is annotated as receptor-type tyrosine-protein phosphatase S-like. The record is from RefSeq and is a predicted model, not a curated record. The coding region runs from base 1 to 1290 and encodes 429 amino acids. The transcript is spliced from 13 exons. Lineage: Eukaryota; Metazoa; Mollusca; Bivalvia; Myida; Myidae. Gene Ontology annotation, biological process: protein dephosphorylation. Gene Ontology annotation, molecular function: protein tyrosine phosphatase activity.
AUGCACAAAAAUAGGUAUCGAAGAAUCUACCCGUAUGAUGAUACGAGAGUUUUAGUACGCGGCGGAGAAACAGACUACAUUAAUGCAAGCUAUAUAGACGGAUUUAGAAGACGAAAUGCAUACAUUUCUACCUUGGGUCCAAUGGCUAAGCAGCUUGGUGAUUUCGGUCAAUUCUGGCGAAUGGUUUGGCAACAGGAAGUGGAGAAGAUUGUCAUGUUGACCAAUUUGGUAGAGGGUGAGAGCACCAAAUGCGAGCAAUAUUGGCCUCAUCAUAAUCAACGUAUACCAUACGGCGAUAUCGAAGUUGUGUGCAAGGUGGACAAAUUGUACGCAGAUUUCAUUUGGAGACAAUUUACGCUUUCUAAGAACUCCGAAGAAAGAAGUCUUCAUCAUCUUCAGUUCACAAGCUGGCCAGCAAAAGACGUCCCUGAUAAUGUUACAUCAUUGAUAGAGUUAAGACAUAGGGUGAACGCCUUGCCGAGUACCUUUAACGGACCAGUAAUUGUGCAUUGCAGUGCUGGUGUUGGUAGAACAGGAACCUACAUAGCUCUGGACAUUCUGACUAACGAGGGUGAGGCAGAAGGAGCAAUAGAUAUCCCGGGAUGUGUUCUCAACAUGCGACAGAAUAGACCCAACAUGAUUCAGACUUUGAGCCAAUACAAGUUUCUUCACCAAGCUUUGGUCCAUUCAUUGACCAUUGAGUGGUCGUUGUCAAAACGAGACCACUUCCAUGAAUAUAUGACGAUGUCCAGCCAACAGGAGGUACACAAGCAGUUUGAGAAACUGCAAUUGAACCAAGAGCAAAAGUCAGAUAAGGAGCAACAGGCUAUGGGAAGGAAUCGGCUUCUGACAAUCAAAAACAAGAAACUGGCAGAUAUACCAGGUGAUUCCAAUCGACCACGUCUGUAUCUGUUUUUGAAACCAGGCGAAUCUGAUUACAUCAAUGCAAUAAACAUCAACAGUUUUAAAAUUAAAAAUCGCUUCUUGGUUGCGCAAACACCUCUGCCUGACACAGUUUCCGAUUUCAUCACACUUGCUGUUCAAGAAAACUGUUCAUGUAUUAUUAGUAUGGAGGGACACUUGGAAAAGCAUGAGGGGAUUGGCAUGUACUUUCCUUGUGACAAUCAGACAAUAAAGAAAAAUAUGGUUUCCGUACGAUCCUCCACUGGUCAAAGUGAAAUACACUUUGUAAAAAGAAUGCUACAUUUUGACCACGAAAUAAAGGAGCAGUUUUACUUUUGUCACGAGUGUGUUCUCCAUUCCUUGAACGCAACUGAAAACGCUGCGUGAUACAACGUAAGAGGGA